AUGGGCAUGAGAUAAAGAGUGGCACUUUUAUUGAGCAGCAAGAUUUAUGAUAUUUCAAUGAUAAUUUUAAUUGUUGUUUAUACUGCUCUGGUUUUAGUAUAAUUUGGAGUUGAUGAGUAGGAUUUCUAUGAUGGUGUUAAAGAUAAAUUAUUUAUUUCAGAGCUUGUGCUGCUUGGCAUUUUCACUGUUGAAAUCUGCUUUCAUAUAUUUGCCUAUGGAGUAUUAUAUCUGAAGGACUUUUGGACUUUAGCAGAUAUAUUUAUUAUUAUAUUUUGUCUGGUCUUUGUCCUGUUGGAUUUGUUGCUAGAUUAAGGGACCAAUAUUAGAGGUUUUCUAAAAGUUCGAGGAGUGUUUAGACUUUUGCGAAUCUUUAUAUUAGUAAGAAAGCUAAAUGCUGUUCGUAUUAGAAGAGAAAUAAUCAAGAAGAAGACUAUGAAUGAAUCUCUAGACUUGAGAGCUCCUCUAGAGAUAGUUCUAGACAUGCUGUGCGAACUAAGAGACAGAAUAGAUGUAUCAGAAAGAAAAAUCAUAGGCAACCUUAAUUACUGCAUUCAAUAAAUUUAAUCAAAUAAGCUCUACGAAGCUGACCUUGAUUUCGCUGAGAAUCAACAAACAGAUUAAAUAAAUAAGGCAUCAAAGCAGAGCGAAGGUGGUCCAAGAAGAAGCUCUUUUGCAAAUAAAGAUGUUGUAAGCUGGUACAAUAAUUUUUCAUCAGGCUUUAAAAGCAAAAGAGUAAGUGGAGCCUCACCAGGAUUAAUUAGAGAUUCAAUAUUUACAGAUCAAGCAGCUGAAUAGCCCUUGGAAGAUUUAAUUAAUUUAAAUGAUGAAGCUAAGCGAUAGUUAAGUUUGAUUGAAACUCACGACUUUAGCGUAUUUGAAUUAGGAGAUCAAACUAAAGGAAACGAGUUAAUAUCUAUUUCCUCUUUCUUAUUCCAUAAACAUCGAUUUUUCACUAAACUCGGCAUUCCAGUUGAAACUUUUAUAAGUUUUAUUGCUAAAAUUUAAUCUGGAUAUAAGGAUAUAGCUUAUCAUAAUAAAACUCAUGCAGCUGAUGUCUGCCAAACUGUUUACUACUUUACAAACAAAGGAGGAUUUUAUGAAAAGGCAUGUUUAGAUGAUCUGGAAUUCUCAAGUAUGCUACUAGCUGCUUGUUGUCAUGAUUUUGAACAUCCAGGCUUUAACAACUUAUUCUUGAUUGAAACUGGAAAUGAAUUAGCCUUGAGGUAUAAUGAUGUAUCAGUAUUAGAAAGUCAUCAUGUAGCAAGCAGUUUUUCAUUAAUAUCCAAUGAUAAGUACAACUUGGUAAAAAAAUACGAUAAAGAUGAUUUUAAAAGAUUUAGAAAGAUAAUGAUAGGCUGUAUUUUAGAUACAGACAUGUCCAAGCAUUUUGCAGAGUAGUCCAAGUUUAAAUCUCGCGUAGCUUCUUGGGAUUUUGAGCCAAGCAAAAAUGACAAAGAAAUAACAAUGAAUAUCCUAUUCCAUCUGUCUGACAUUUCUAAUCCAACUAAGAAGUUCGAAAUUUUUAAAAAGUGGACAGACCUAUUAUUCAUUGAGUUCUUUGUAUAAGGAGACUAGGAGAGAGACCUAGGACUUCCUAUUUCUUAUCUAAUGGAUAGGACUACAGUAAACAUUGCCAAAUCUUAGGUCGGAUUUAUUGAUGUGAUCAUUUACCCAGCUUAUGAAAUCCUUUUUUAAGUCCUCCCUCAAAUUGAGGCUAGCGUUAUAAAUAUUAGAGAAAACAAACAAAGAUGGUAAAACCUAAUUGAUGAAUACGAGCUAGUAACAGAAGCAGAGAAGAGAAAACUUGUCAGCAAGCAAAGUGGUACCAUUAGUAAUCGUUCAAAUUCAUAUAUGUCUUUUAAACAAGAAGACGAGGAGGAAGUGUGA
This is a messenger RNA of Stylonychia lemnae, 1887 nucleotides long. The record is from the annotation of a GenBank genome assembly. Lineage: Eukaryota; Ciliophora; Spirotrichea; Sporadotrichida; Oxytrichidae.